UACCUUAUAAGUACAAUAUCAUUAAUUUUUUUUUUUUUUUUUGUAUGAAUGUUAUAAGAAGUUGAUGAUGAUAUUAGAUUAGGUUAAGUUUGCAGAGACAAUUUUGUGGAUCCACAUAAAAAUUGCUCUGGGAAAAAGGAGCUUCUAAGAAAAUGUUAUUUACAAUUGAAAAAUAUGUGAUUAGGGUGGGUUCACGAUAUUUACGACGAUAUUUUUCGAGAACUGUUGAUGCUACAAAGCUUGACUCGCAAACAUUUAUACGGCAAUCCGAUGACACUUCUACGUCGAUACGUCGAGAAAGUCAGAAAUCUCUGAGGAUCGCUAUCUUGGGUGCACCGAAUGCUGGAAAAAGCACUCUCGUUAAUCAACUUAUUAAAAGAACGGUAUGUCCUGCAUCUUCCAAAGUGCAUACCACACAGACUAAAGCAGAUGCAAUUUAUUGCGAAAGUGAUACUCAGUUAAUAUUUAUGGAUACACCUGGUGUGGUUUCCACGACUGAAUGUAAACGAUACAACUUAGCCAAUACAUUUAAAAAUGAUCCAAAAGUCUCCUUGGCAGUGGCAGAUAUUGUAGGGAUUGUACAAGAUGCACAGAAUAUGUACACUAGACACAACAUUAAUUCAAAUAUAUUAGAAAUAUUGACAGAGAAGAUAUUAAAGAAGAUUCCUAUGAUUUUGAUCUUGAACAAAAUAGAUAAAUUGAAAAAGAAAGAGGUGUUAUUGCAGCUUGCAAGCACUCUGGUAAAAAAGAAGGACUCUUUAAAAUUUUCCGAUGUAUUUAUGGUGUCUGCUUUGACCGGAGAUGGCAUUGAUGAUUUGAGGACUUAUUUGCUGGAUUCAGCUAAACCACGAGACUGGCAAUAUGAAGAACACAUGUACAGUAAUCACAAGUGUGAGGAUAUAAUACAGCAGACAGUGCGGGCAAAGCUGAUGGACAUGUUACCACAUGAAAUUCCAUAUUCCUUGAAGGUGAAAUUGGAACACUUUGAGCCAGGACCUGAAGAUAGUGUUAUGGCGAUGGUGUCUGUUGCAUGUCCCAAAAAGAAUAUUGCUAAACUCCUAUUGCGCAAGAAUAAAACAUUUGGUAAUAGAAUAAAACAAGUUGCUGUUAUGUCAGAACAGGAACUGCGUCAUGCCUUUCGAACACCAGUGAGAUUAAAACUAAUAGUGAACUUUCCAACAUAAUUCAAUUCGCAUUUGUAAAAUAAAGUUAUUUGUAUAAUAAAGUUGAUAAUUACAGAAUCGAA
This is a messenger RNA of Nylanderia fulva, 1246 nucleotides long. RefSeq names its product GTPase Era, mitochondrial. Gene Ontology annotation, cellular component: mitochondrial matrix. Gene Ontology annotation, biological process: ribosomal small subunit assembly. Gene Ontology annotation, molecular function: GTP binding; ribosomal small subunit binding; rRNA binding. The record is from RefSeq and is a predicted model, not a curated record. NCBI's taxonomy places the organism in Eukaryota, Metazoa, Arthropoda, Insecta, Hymenoptera, Formicidae.